ACCCAAAACCACAUUAAACACUCCUAAAAUAAAUGCAAAUAACAAUCUCCAUCAUCACUGUCAUUUUAGCUUGUUUUUAACUCCAAAAUUACAAAGUUAGAAUAGAAUCGCUUCUACUUCACUCACUCUCUCUAUUUUUCACUUACUUUUUUUUUUGAUAAUAAGUUUAUAGUUAUAGCUCUCCCACCAUAACCUACCCCCAAAUCUAACCAUUUAUUUUAUGUAAUUAUGGCAUCUUUUUUGCAUUUAAUUUAUAAUCUUAGUCCGUGAUCAUUAAUUCAAUUCAUAAUGACUUCAAUUCAUUUCAUAAUUGUUUGAGCUUGAAAAAAAUAUUGAAAAAUUUGGAAUAAGUAAAAGAUAGUUUGAGAGAGAAUGGAAAUGGAGCGGCAAAUCAGACCGGAGAAUCCGGCUAUGACGUUCGAUGAGGUUUCUAUGGAGCGGAGUAAAAGCUUCGUCAGAGCGUUGCAGGAGCUGAAAAAUCUGAGGCCUCAGCUUUACUCUGCUGCAGAAUAUUGUGAAAAGUCUUAUCUUCAUAGCGAGCAGAAACAGAUGGUGCUAGACAACUUGAAAGACUAUGCUGUGCGAGCUCUUGUUAAUGCUGUCGAUCACCUUGGUACUGUGGCUUACAAGUUAACUGACCUUAUUGAAAAACAAACAUUAGAUGCCUCGACUAUGGAACUAAAGGUUUCCUGUAUGAAUCAGAAACUUCUUACCUGCCAAACAUAUAUGCAUAAGGAGGGUCUCAGACAGCAGCAGUUGUUGGCAUUAAUCCCGAGACAUCACAAACAUUAUAUUUUACCAAAUUCUGUUAACAAGAAGGUGCAUUUUAGCCCACAAGUACAAACAGAUGCAAGGCAAAAUCCAUUUCAAGCGAGGUCUCGUCUCCAACCUUCAGGUUCCCCAGCAUCAAAAACUCUCUCUUGGCAUUUAGCAUCUGAGACAAAAUCUACAUUGAAAGGAACUUCAAAUGCCUUGACAAGUGCUGAAGACCCAAAAAGCUCUGGAAAACCUUCUGUGGUCUUUCAACUAGUGGACAAAGAAGACAGCACGCGAACAAGAUCAUCGGCUUCUCUUUCUCAGUUAUCAAGUGGAGGUCCUGCACCCGGUGGACUCAUGCAAACAUUUGGUGUCACACGCAGGGAAGCAUUGGAAGGUACAAAGCCUAUGGCAGCAUUCAGAUCAUUCGACAAUCCAAGGCGUGAUAUAGUACGUGCUCCUGCUCGCAGUAAAAGUAUGUUAUCAGCUUUCUUUGUCAAACAAAAAACGUCAAAGCUGAAUGCUGGCUCCGUCUCAUGAACUCUCCGGGUCUCGUAACAUUGAGCUGUUUACGGCGAUUCUGCAGACUACAUCACUCGGCAGUAAAUGUCUUCUAUUCUUGUCGAUAAUGACCUGUUUCUUGAUCACUAAUUUCCUAGGGCUGAAAAUAUAUUUUAAUCCAUUCUAAUCCUUACACUUGGUUCUAAUAAUGAGCAUGUUGUGCAUAGAUAUCCAGUAAUGAAAAAUAAUCAUGAUUGUCUGUC
Molecule: messenger RNA, 1520 nt
Organism: Mercurialis annua (annual mercury)
Lineage: Eukaryota; Viridiplantae; Streptophyta; Magnoliopsida; Malpighiales; Euphorbiaceae
Product: protein ABIL1
Exons: 9
Coding region: 373-1296 (307 amino acids)
Source: RefSeq, a predicted model, not a curated record